Messenger RNA from Triticum aestivum (bread wheat), 2256 nucleotides. RefSeq lists its product as uncharacterized. Gene Ontology annotation, biological process: negative regulation of translation. The record is from RefSeq and is a predicted model, not a curated record. The transcript has 5 exons. Lineage: Eukaryota; Viridiplantae; Streptophyta; Magnoliopsida; Poales; Poaceae. Bases 654 to 1616 code for a protein of 320 amino acids. Gene Ontology annotation, molecular function: rRNA N-glycosylase activity.
CCCCUCUCCUCUUUCCCCGUUGGUGGCGGCGGCGCAAAACCCUCUCCUCUUUCUCAGGCGGCGAAGGCCAGACGUAGGGCGGCGGAUACAGUGCCGUCACCGGGAAGAGGCGGCGGGCGGCGGGCGGCGGGCGGCGCAAACCCGGGCGGCCAAGAUCACGACGUAGGACGACAGCGGCACAAAACUCGAGCAGCGAAGGGCCGACGUAGGGCGGCGGAUACAGCGCCGUCGCCGGGCAGCGGCGGCGGGACAAGAGAGGAGGAGAUCCCCACAGCGGCGCAGAUCUUGGCAUGGCGGCACCACCUCCGCCGCCGCCACUCCGUUCACCUCGCCAGCAUUCCUUGGAGGCAGGUUUAUUUAAUUUGUUUUUACGUAAUACUAAUAAUAUUUAUGGUAUACCGAUCUGAUUAAUAUAUUUUCUAGAAUCAUCCGGAGAAGGAAAUACGCGAGGAAUCAAAUCAAUUUCCAGGCCCUGUUUGGUUAAUCCCCUCACCAAAGGGAUUGAGUGGGAUUGAAGAGGUUUGAGAGGAUUUUGACUUGCAAGGGAUUUAAUCCCUUUCAAUCCCUUCCAAACCUCUCCAAAUCCUGCCUAACCGAACAAGCCCUAAUGCGAUGUGCAAAUCCACCCGUAUCUUUUAAGCAGAGAUACGGGUAUGCCCCUUUGGGAAAGCAAUAUUUUCUGCACAUCUGUGCGGAAGUUGUGUCGCAGAUUGUUGUGCUCGCUCAGUGAGACUGCACUUCAGGAUGUCCGUGUCAUCAUCUUUGACGUGAGAGGCGGAGGGCAAGCAUUGCGUUCUAUGGUCAAUAGAAGGACGACCCGUCACCGUGUCCUGGCUCUGCUGGUGUACAUGGGUGUACCGGUCACCCCGGCUCCCAAUCCCUUCAACCGACCUUCCCCGGGCCAUAGCUAUCAUAUCAUCCGGUUGAUAGACCCUUACCAGCCGCGGCUGCAAGUGGAUUUGCUGAUUAGAGAUACUGACUUAUACCUUGUCGCAUUUCGCCGUUCACUCGAUGGCAAUUGGGGCAUUUGGUAUAGAUUCAGUGAUCAACAAGUCCCUAGCUUUAUUGUUGCUCUUGAUUUGGGUUUCACUUCCAACUAUUCUCGUGAUCCUCGCAGCAUUCCGACAGUAGGUGGUCCCGAGGACAUGGUUUUUAUCUUCAACACCUUGGCACGCCAUGAGGACAGGUUGAGGUUGAUUCCUGCAGUCCAGAGAACUCUGCACAUUGCUACAGUCCGGAGAGCUGUGCAGAAUGCUGCAGUGGUUUUCUGCGAGGUUAUGAGAUUCAUUGCUGUUUUGCUCGAGAUGGUCCGUAGACUGGAAGCAGGGGAGGCCGCCUCUGUGUUGCCUGGGGAGAUGUGGAAUAUGAUUACCUCGUGGCAUGUGGAUUGUCAGUUUAUCCUUGACAUGAGGAGGCGGUUGGCGUUACCCGCACAUCACUGGGAAAGCCAUGUUAGUGAGGAUGAAAGACAGAGAUUCGAUCAGCUGAUCAACCGUGUGAGUGUCAUCAUCUACAUUCCAGAGUUUUUCACUUCUGAUACACGGCGGCUGACUCGACGGCAGGAGAAUGAGAUGCGCAAUAUCCAGGAUCCAGGUUUUCCCGUUGCAGAUGCUUAGAGCCUGUUUGACAGCUCUCCGCUUCUGGAGCGGCCAGAGCAUCACCAAACAAGUCAGCUCCACGCUUUCCUCGUCCCGGAGCGGAGCGGUCCGCAGGCCAUUUUCUUGGAGUCCCCAAAGUGUCGCUCCAUGCGCUCCCGUAUUUCGCGGAGCUGGUGAAUUGCCGAACAGGCUCUUAGUGUCAUAUCAAGCUGUUCCAAGUCCUUGAUAUCAAGCUGUUCCAGGUCCUCGAGGGAGUGUCAUAUCAAGCUGUUCCAGGUCCUUGAGGGCUAUGCUGAUCCUAGCGCUAGCACUGCUGCCUAUAAGUAAGUUUGUGUUGUAUUUGCAACUGCUGUUACUAUUAGCAUAGACCAUAUAGGGUGUGGUGUCCCGUGACAUCUUUGUGCUAGGGGUAUUAUGUCUUCUGCUAGUUGAUGUAGUCGCUGAGUUGCGUCUGGUCUUGAUGAUGGAAGAUGAUGGAACGUUUGGGAUAUUCUCCGCUUAAUCCACUUGCAGUAUCUGUAUAUAUCUGUAAAUAAGCUGGAGAUGAUGUCCAUACAAACACCUUUAGUGAGAAGCUUGCAGCAUCUGCAUGUCAUUUUAAUUGUUAUUGUGAUUGUUAUCCUUUCGUGAGAGGAAUAAAUGUGCAGUAUUCUGGCUA